UUGUCCAUCCUGAAGCCUGAAGACUUUUACAAAGAAAGUUAGGUUAUAUCGUAGCAUCCUAAAAAUCCUUAUUGUGUGUAAACAAUCUCAACUAUACAGUUUGAUUUGAUUUUCUAGCAAUAAUGUCGAUUGAAAUAGAAUCUGCUGAUGUCGUCAGAUUGAUUCAACAAUACCUAAAAGAAUCAAACUUGGUGAAGACACUGCAAACUUUACAGGAAGAAACUGGAGUUUCAUUGAAUACAGUCGACAGUAUCGAUGGAUUCGUCUCUGAUAUAAAUAAUGGACAUUGGGACACUGUACUCAAAGCUAUCCAAUCCUUGAAACUACCCGACAAAAAACUAAUUGAUUUAUACGAACAAGUUGUAUUGGAACUAAUAGAACUGCGUGAGUUGGGAGCAGCCAGGUCUCUGCUGAGACAAACUGAUCCCAUGAUAGUCAUGAAACAGCAGGAGCCAGAACGUUACAUACAUCUUGAAAACCUGCUGGCCAGAUCGUACUUUGACCCGCGUGAGGCAUACCCGGAGGGCGUGAGCAAAGAGAAGCGGCGAAACGCGAUCGCUCAGGCGCUGUCCGGCGAGGUCUCAGUGGUUCCCUCCUCCCGUCUCCUCGCCCUGCUCGGUCAGGCUCUCAAAUGGCAGCAGUACCAGGGACUCCUACCUCCAGGUACGACGAUUGAUUUGUUCCGCGGCAAGGCGGCGAUGAUCAGAGACCAGGAGGAGGAGAAGUACCCGACGCAACUGUCCAAGCAGAUCAAGUUCGGCCGCAAGUCGCAUGUGGAGUGCGCGCGCUUCUCGCCCGACGGCCAGUUCCUCGUGUCCGGCAGUGUUGACGGAUUCAUCGAGGUCUGGAACUUCACCACCGGCAAAAUACGAAAGGAUCUCAAGUACCAGGCUCAGGACAAUUUCAUGAUGAUGGAAGAGGCAGUACUGUGCCUGGGAUUCAGUCGUGACUCGGAAAUGUUGGCGAGUGGCUCGCAAGACGGCAAAGUGAAGGUGUGGAAAAUCACGACCGGUCAAUGUCUGCGCAAAUUCGAGAAGGCUCACUCCAAGGGCGUCACCUGUCUUCAGUUUUCACGCGACAACAGUCUCGUUUUGACGGCUUCGUUUGACACAGUUAUCAGGAUUCACGGACUAAAAUCUGGCAAAUCUUUGAAAGAGUUCAGAGGACACAAUUCUUUUGUAAAUGACGUCAUAUUCUCAAAUGAUGGCCACAACUUGUUAAGUGCAUCAUCGGACGGCACAGUGAAAGUGUGGAGCGUGAAGUCGACAGAAUGCCUGAACACAUUCAAGUCGCUUGGAGCCGGCGACAUCACCGUGAACAGCAUCCACCUGUUGCCCAAGAACCAGGAGCACUUUGUCGUCUGCAACCGCACCAACACAGUCGUCAUCAUGAACAUGCAGGGCCAGAUUGUCAGGUCGUUCUCCAGUGGUAAGCGAGAGGGCGGUGACUUUGUCUGCUCCACUCUCUCGCCCCGCGGUGAAUGGAUCUACUGUGUCGGUGAAGAUCUUGUGCUCUACUGCUUCUCUGUAUCAUCCGGAAAACUCGAGAGAACUUUGAAUGUACACGAGAAGGAUGUUAUUGGAAUAUCGCAUCAUCCUCAUCAAAAUCUGAUCUGCACUUUCAGUGAAGACGGUCUUCUUCGGUUAUGGAAACCAUAAUUUCAUAAUUUAUUUUUUAUAAGACCUUGUGUGUAUGAAAACUUGAAUCUACCUUAUUACAUAAUUCAUUCACUGGCAGUAUGUAAUUUAAUUUGUGUUAACUACAAUAACUUUUGGAUAGAAUAAAACAAAAGAAAGAUUUUUCUAUUGAAAAGUGUCAUUUGAAACUAUAUUGGUGAAAUGAUUAUUAUCAUAUUUCUUGUUAGUCUCUGAUAGUAUUUUUAAUUUCUUAUAGUGUAUGACUCACAUUGACAUUGCAAUCAAUAUAGCUUAGAGGAUAGGUAGUAUUGUUUUGAAGACUUUGAGAUACUACCAUAUCAACAAUGUUGUUAGUUUGAUAGAAGUGACAAUGGGCCAUGUGAAUAAAGUUGAGAAUUUGCUUAUACUUCUAAAAUAUUGAGCAUAAUAUGCUUCAUCUUCUAUGAAUAAAUGUGAGCAAAACCUUUUGCUCAUCAAAAAAAUAGUUUGAGCAUUUGAUCAAAAGUAAAGCUUAUGCUCAAGAUUGUAUGAAUAAACUAGAAAAAUUUGCUCAACUUUUGAAGCUAUUCAACUAUUCAUAUAAAAAUGAGCAAAUUCUUAUGCUUCUACCUAAUGCUCAUGAACAAAACCUUAUGCUCCAUGCUCAUGAGCAUAUGCACAGUUUUUAUUCAUACGGCCCAUUAUCUCAAUUGAAUUCACAAUUUUAAUCAUGGAUUGGCUCCCAUUCAUUAAUCUUAAUUCUUACAAAUUGUAUCAUUAAUCAUUUGUGACUCUCAAGGAAAACUCCCUGCCGUGUUUGAAUGUUGCAACGCACACAGAAGUCGGCCUGUCUUCAUUUAUGUAUGCUCACGUCUGCAUACAGACGUUUGAUUUUCUCUCUAUCUGUUGCUGCAUGCAUUCGCAUUUAAGGUGGAAUUCCUAAGCAACGAUUAGCCGCGCUGUAUUAAUUGUAGUAGUCUAUCAUUGUAUAUUAUUGUAGUCUAUAUAACAUGUCGACUACAGCCCUUAAUACAGCCGUCGUUAGAGUCGUUGCUUGAGAAUUCCACCUCAGGGUGUAAACAUAAAAUGUACUCCAUACUUUUGUAACAUUAUAUUUCGGAAUAAACUUGAAUUCUGUAGAAAA
This is a messenger RNA of Nilaparvata lugens (brown planthopper), 2760 nucleotides long. It is a transcript of the gene Smu1, whose product is annotated as WD40 repeat-containing protein SMU1. The record is from RefSeq and is a predicted model, not a curated record. Gene Ontology annotation, biological process: mRNA splicing, via spliceosome. Gene Ontology annotation, cellular component: precatalytic spliceosome. Lineage: Eukaryota; Metazoa; Arthropoda; Insecta; Hemiptera; Delphacidae. Bases 123 to 1658 code for a protein of 511 amino acids. Gene Ontology annotation, molecular function: protein binding. The transcript has 10 exons.